GUUGCGAGAUGCGAAACAAUUGAAAUUAUUGUGGAAUUUUUACUUUGUCUCCAUCAGUUAAAUUAAAAAUGAAGAAUUUUCCAGUAUUUGUAUUCCCUGUGUCAUUAGAAUUCUAUUUAAAUGCAAGGCAUACACACAAACAAUUAUUGACAGUGUACAAUCCGUACGAUUUCUCAGUUAAUUUUAAAGUGUUAUGUACUUCCCCAAAUAAGUUCACCGUGAUAGAUCCAGAAGGAGUUAUAGCGCCACAAAGUUGUAUAGAUAUAGUUGUUCGAUACACGCAGCCUUCUCUCGCUCAUUGUAAUGUAACUGAGAAAUUCAGGAUAACAAUGUAUGAUAGAAAUACUCAGCAGGCUCUGGGUAAAAGAGACAUUCCUACAAAAUUAAUAGAAGGUGAACCACUUAAUACUACCCAAGAAAGUUUUGGAGACAAUUUCCAUCCAAUAACCACCAAAACGCAAGUGAUCAGGCCACCAGAGGAACACGGGAAGACAACUUGUAAUCAUCCUUCACACCACAGAGAGCAACAGCCUAUAAAUGUUGUUGCGGUUGCAGUUAGCAUUUGUUGUAUAGCUGCAUUAUUACUACCCACCCAUCCUGAGAAUAUAACUCCAUCACAACUGCCGGACUGGCUCCACAUUGGUUCUAAUCUUAAAUUAGUAUUUUCCUUUGUAUUGGGCUUGGUAAGUAUGCUAGUAUUACGACCGUAAUUUUUAUUUUUUUAUUCCAUCCCAAAGUAUCCGUGCAGGUUUGCAAUAAAAGAUAACAAAUAAGUUACAUUUAUGUAACACAUAUAUCACAUACAUUUUUUAAAGUUUUAUUGGUUUUUAAGUAAUUUUAAUGUGUGAUUAAAAAAAGCAUUUUGCCAUAUGACAUAUAUUGUUAGGAUUGAGAUCUUAUUGACUUAUUAACUACAUGUGCAAUGUACAUUAUGUACACA
Messenger RNA from Papilio machaon (common yellow swallowtail), 940 nucleotides. Its product is annotated as motile sperm domain-containing protein 1. The transcript has 4 exons. The record is from RefSeq and is a predicted model, not a curated record. Lineage: Eukaryota; Metazoa; Arthropoda; Insecta; Lepidoptera; Papilionidae. Gene Ontology annotation, cellular component: cytoplasm. Bases 69 to 710 code for a protein of 213 amino acids.